This is a messenger RNA of Acanthaster planci (crown-of-thorns starfish), 3414 nucleotides long. Its product is annotated as MAPK regulated corepressor interacting protein 2-like. NCBI's taxonomy places the organism in Eukaryota, Metazoa, Echinodermata, Asteroidea, Valvatida, Acanthasteridae. The record is from RefSeq and is a predicted model, not a curated record.
GCAAUAUCAAGCACUUUUGAGCUGUUUUAUCACAUCGGUAAGUGUUAUCGAUACAGUAAACCUAAGCUAACGAGCAAUAGAAUCGAUUCUGUUUUGAAGACAGAAACCUCGACUCUCCUUCGUGUAAUGAGCUUUGCACUGAGAAGCGCUUGACUACAGAACCCAAAAGCAUAGCGUAAUCAAAUUGCGUAGUAGGCGCAGGCAUGAGCACUCGACUCACGCAGUGUGAUUCUAUCGCGGACGAAGCUGGCAGUAGCAGACGACUUUCAUGGUAAAAUCAACAUGUAUAAAGUGCACCAGGGGCCAAGCAAGUUCAACGUACACAACAGAAGAGUUCUGACGCAACAGCUCGAUCAAGAUUCAUCACGCGACGGUAGACCAGAAUUUGCUGGUGGUGUGAACGGCAUGAGUUUGCAUUCCUCCCCCAAGCCAGUCUUUCACAGUCCUAGCUCAGCUGCCAAGUGGCAAAGUAACAACCAAAGGUCAACUGUUGAGCUUGAAGUACCUGCAGACAAAUUCCCUCCCGAACACCUGGAGAAAGUCAGAAUGCUCAGUGAAGCAUGGAACAGAGCAAAGGCUGAAAUCCAAGAGGGGAAACAGCAGAGAAGAGCUGAUUCAACGUCACCAAUCACGGUGGAAUAUCUAGACAAGAGGGAACACCCAUUAUUUCAAAAUUUUGAGCCCAUGGAUUUGGAGAAGGAACAGCUGGCCUACAUGAUGCACAAAAAGGAUACCACGUAACAUAGGCCUUUGCACAUGUUCCAUGUAAAGUCUAUCUUUUAAAAAACCCUAUUGAAAAGUGUGUGUUCUUGAUCUUUUGGGAAAUUGAUUGAUUGUGCAUGUUGGUGAAACCCAGAGAAGUCUUUAUAGAACUGACGUGAUUGACAUUGUAAAUGCAUGAAUGAUAUUCUGAAAAUAACAUCCAGCCAAUUUUUGGUUCUGGGUUGGUUUAAUGGUUUGAAAUAUUGUCUGCCAGUGAUACAUUUCAACUCGACUACCAUUUCCAAUGUUUGUAGCAUUGAUCACAAGGUGACAUGUAAGCAGAGGUGUAAGCCAAGAUUUUUUGGGGGGAGGGGUACUUAGGGGCCUCAUUUUCCAGAGGGGGGGGCACUCAGUGGGCUCGUUUAGAGUUAAAACACUGACCGUCAGCAGAUUGUUUCCUCCUCUAAUUUCUGUGUGGUGGUGGUGGUGGUGGGGGUAUACAUGGGGGUACAGGUCUUCAGCGGAGGGUGUGUGUGCCCCCCUUAGUUACAUGUACAUGUAAGCCAGUAACUAAGUUACAUGCCUGUAACAGUUUCUAAAUAUCUAAGAAUAAAUGUAUUGGUGAAUACAGAGACCACCAAAUAGGGUGGAUAACAAAGCCAGCAAUGGAGUGCAAACAGUAUUUUAGAGGCCACAGUCACAGUGGAUUCACAUUCCUCUUUGCCACUUUCUGUGACUUCAUCCAGAUUAAAGUUUACUUUCCAAGAGAGCUGAAAUGGCUCAUUUAAAUUUUUCUUUGGAAAGAAAACUCAAUUUUUCCACGAUACGUAGUUAUGACCGUUUACAGGUUUCAAUCAAAGUGGUGACUGAAAUUAUGACAGUGGCCAAUUGGAUUUCACAAAAUAAAAAGCAGAACUGUUGAAGAGUCUAUUACAGAUCAACCACUGGACUGGACAGAAGUGAGGGAUUUUAUCUGAUUUGUUUGAGUACAUGUAGGCUGGGAGUUGAAGGUGAAUCACAUUAUAUUGGACCCUGGACCCAUGAGAACUUUCACUCAACUACAGCACUGGCAUGACUGGUGGAAAAGUAUUGGAAUGCACAACCUUGCAUUUUUGUAAGUAAAAUUACCCAUCCUGCCUUCCAACCGUGUGUGCCCUACUUUUACCUAAUCUUCCUGUAAUCUUAUAGAUAACGUGUAUAUUUUAAAGGUUGAACAGAUUUUAAGCUAUAAGUUGUACAAAACUUAUUAGUUGUGUGAUUAUAAAUGAGUAGUAGUUGGUAAAACAGCCUUGGUGUGAACAGUGUAUUCAGGUCAGACUCAGUCACGAAAGAAUGAUUUUGGGAAUUGUGUUUUCAGAAAAGAGAAAUAACGCGGAUGUUUUGCUGUGGAACUGCCAAGUGUCAUGUUUUUUACUUGUUAGUUCAGUUGUCUUUUCUCGGGGCACUGGGUUGUAUGAGAUCCUGUGACAGCUUCCGAGUACCUUACUGUCUAGAACAUCGCCUGCUGUACAUGUAUGUGGCUGCAUAUCUCAUUGGAAAUCUGCUUUGGCAAGUUUUUUGUGUUUGUCUUGGAAAAGUUCAAAAGCUUUAAAAAAGUUAACCUUGUCCCUGGCAGGUUCAAUUCACCUCGUUUUUUAUUCAUAUUCUUUGUACAUGCUGAUAACUUGGCAUAUAAUGUGCCAUUUGGUUCCAUUCUAUCUUCAACCAGGUUGGGUUAGGUGUUGGGCUUACCAGAUCAUGCAGAAAAAAGAGAACAAACCUGUAUAGGUUGAUAACAUGACAUCCCCCAGUUGUCAAAUUUGACAGCGAUACACAUGUGCAUAGGAUGAUUUCUAGAUUUUAAAAGAAUUUAUAUUUGUUGAUUGAAGAAGGGGUACACUUCAUCCAUUGCGUUUUGUUCAUGUACAUCUGUAUAAUGUGAAUUUGUGGGCUACUUUGGCUGACAUAAACUUUAACCGUGAAAGUAUUUCUAUGAAAAACAUGUUUUACACUUGGAGAAUUUCACAGGAAAGCUUUUUAUCCAAAUAUAUUUCAUGGCUUGACGCUCUCAUGAGUUUUCUGUUCUGCAGAAGAAGAGGUUUGGGAUGCAGUGCCUUUCCAAAAACAACCCUGUGUCAGUGUGCAGAUUUUGUCUUCUCCCUUUUAAAAAAUUUUCCUGAGCCUGUAUACGUGCAUGCUUUAGUUUCUGAGCAAGAUUCUUGGAGUGAUUAAGUAUUGAUAGGUCGCUGAUUACGCACAGUCGGAAUACAAAUGUUAUAUUUCGUACUUCCUAAUCCAAUUACAUGGAGGUGGUUAUAAGCACCUGUUUAGUGUUUUACAAACUGGGAAAUGCCCAGGGUUCUGUGAAAACAAAUUUGUGCAAUUUGUUCUUUCUCGUCAUUAGUAGAGUCGCUCUUACAGGAGGGUCUCUGUGUUGUGAACAGGUUUGACUUAAUUUGAUUGAAAAUGCCUUUCUGGUUGACUGGGGAUAUGAAAUAUUCAUUGAUUUUGAUGGCAACAAAAUUGAAUGUGUAUCAAAAUGUGUGUACUUGUUUAAAAUUUACACACGCAGGAUUUUUUUUAAGUUAUAAAUUAAGAUAUUCGGAUUUUAAAUGUUUCCUGUCAAUUAAAAGGAAUGGAUAUUAUUUGAACAGAAUUUUGAAAUGAAAUGUCCCAUUUGAUUGCUAUUACAUGUAACUGUUUACUGAAAAUAAAGUUCAACCACUGACUGUG